Parasteatoda tepidariorum (common house spider) is the source of this 5395-nucleotide messenger RNA. RefSeq lists its product as uncharacterized. Gene Ontology annotation, molecular function: ubiquitin protein ligase activity. NCBI's taxonomy places the organism in Eukaryota, Metazoa, Arthropoda, Arachnida, Araneae, Theridiidae. Gene Ontology annotation, biological process: ubiquitin-dependent protein catabolic process. The record is from RefSeq and is a predicted model, not a curated record. Gene Ontology annotation, cellular component: nucleus.
UCCGAGCUGGCAGUCAUGAAUUGUUUUGUAUGCAGUGUGAAUGGCUGUUUAUCUGAAUUUGAAAUUUCUUUCAUUCGUUGGCAAUUUAUUGUGACACCUCCUCACCUUACCACGCCCUCACCUCCUCCAUUGAUGAUUUAUUUAUAUUCUAAUUUUCUAUGAAGUUAUGAAUAAAAUAACUAAGUUUUUAUUGAAUUAAUUUUAGAUUAGUAUCUACACCAGAAUCGUGGAAUUAUUGUGAUUUUAAGUGUUAAUCUUGCUGGUGAUUACUAUUUUAUUGUAUAUUUUGCUGCAUUGCGGUUUUUUUUUGUAUUUAUUUUUUUAAACUUAUAUUUAUUACAUAAACACAACUUAAUCUUAUUCGUGGACUGAACCUUUAUGAUGGAUACUUAAGAAUUAUAGGUGUUAAUAAAUUUUAAAGAGAGGCUUGAAUCUUCCUCUAGAUCUGUAUGAAAUGGCUCGGUAUCUUGGACAAAAUGAUAGUUCUGAUGACGAUUUCAGUGAUAAUCUACAGCUGGCGGAACGACUUCGUAUAAAUCGAGAUAAAAGCAAUUUUAGAAAAAAGAAUUUUCUGGACGAUCAGUCUAGUUCAUCUUCUAGUCUUGAAAUGCAAAGUGAUACUCUCAAGGAUAACUCUGCUCGGACUUACAGUGCUUAUAACAAGAAAAGGCAAAAUGGAGAUAAAAGUGUUGAAUUCUUCGCUAACCCCAAGCGUACUUGUUUAAGCAACAGAUAUUUAAAAUCUCCUGAUAAUCAAAAUAAAAAGAAAUCUCGGACAGAACGUUACCAUAAUCCUGAUUUUCCUUGUACAUCUGAUAGUACUAGUGAACAUAUAUUUGCUGAUAAAACAUAUGAAGAUCAUCUUCAUAAUUUAGCAGAGGAGGAAAAUCCUGUGUUUAACUCAAAGCAAGUUUCAAAAAGAAAAUUCCUCAGUUGUUUAAAUGAGCGUCCUAAUGAAGAUCCUGCCUCUGCUCAAUCAAAAUUGCCUCCAUAUCCUAAACAACAUAAUGAACUAAGUAAACAAACCAAAAAUAAAUAUUCUACUCCAAAUUCCCCUAAGCAUUUCCUUUGGAGGGAGCCUCAAAAUAACCUAGGUGAGCAUUCUAGAUCAACGGUAAAUGGCACAAAAGCUGUUUCAUUUGUUGCUCCUCAACGUCCAGAUUUAAGUCAAGAUUCACAAUCUGUUUCUGACGGGAGCAUUGUCCAUUAUGUAGACAGUGCUAGUGAUGAGGAUUCAAGAUCAAUAUUUAAGAAUGGGUCUUUGAAAGGUGGUAGACAGUCACCAGAAUUAUCACAAAGUACUAAAAAAGUAAUUGGCCGUAAAUUUAAAAAGGUUCUUGAUAGUGAUCUUGACAGUGACGAUGAUGACGAAGAUUGGCCAACUAAUAAGUCUCGGCCUCAUCUAAUAUUUUCAUCUUCUGAUAGCGAAGCAGAAAGUGAUAAAAAAAGUGUUUCCAAACCAUUAGCUGUGCCAGAAAGCAGUGACCCUUAUUUAUUUCCUGUUAGUGAUGCCUCUAGGAAUGGUUUUGAAAGCGGCAUAACAAGAAAUCAUCAGCCCCUUUGUUAUUCUAGAGAUAAUUCUGUUGCUGGUCCUUCAUCAUCUCCAAUUUCUUAUUCAAAAAGUCCUAGGUCAUUUAGAAAUCGUAAACAAAUUAGAACUAAUGCUGUUUCUGAAAUUGCUUCAAAUAAUUUCCAUUCCAACAAUGUGGGUCGAAGAGGGAGAAGCCGUGUUAAUGUGGGAGAAAGAUACACGAGGAGAUCUGGUUCUCCUCAUCCUAGGACAUUGCCAAAUUCUCAUUCUCGACUGAUUCGUUCGGAAGUUUCUAAAGUGGCUAAAGGGCGCUCUUUGACAGGAUCACAAGCCAGGAGAGCAAAUUUAAACCUUGCUACAACAAAUCCUGAUAUAUUUGAUGCAGAAGAUAGUAGUGAAGUAGAAUUCUUUACAGCAAAUUCCUACUCUGAUACUGAAACUAGUGCUGAAUCAUUUGGGGGAUUAACUAUAAGUUCCACCAUAAGAAGUCCUGAAAGUAAUGGGAUUAUUUGUGAGCAUUCUAUAAAUAUUGGAAGUAGUGAGGAUGAAAUUAGUGUUGUUUUCAGCUCUCGUCCAUCAAAUGGAGAAAUUGAGAGGCAAGUUAUUAGAAGUGCCGAGCCUAGAAGAGCGUUAGGGAGGAGACGGCAAAGAGGAUCUUGGAGACAUCGCCAUGAUCCUGUUCAAGAAGUAGUUUCUCUCUCUCCUGACCCUGUAGAACAAGUUCGACAAGUAGAAGAUGAUGAAAGAUUUGCUAGAAUAUUACAAGCUCAAUUUGAUGCUGAAGUUGAUCCUGAUUAUUCACCUUCACCUCAACCAUGUUCCCCAACCAGACCUAUGGCAUAUUCUCCUUAUGAUGUUGUUAGUCCUGUAAAUUUAUCCUUGAGACAUUCAGAUAGUGAUUUAAGAGAUGAUGAUGAUGCAAGUUGGAUGAGAGUUCAAGAUCCUUUUCCUACAGUACCUCCUUUUCAUCCAGAUUGGAGGAGUCUUCGUUUAAACCGUGUUCCGCAUCGGCAUACUCCACCAAACUUCAUAGGGAACAUAUUUUAUAAUAAUCGAAGAUUAGAUAGAACUCGGAGGAGAAGACCUAAUUCGAUUAAUCAUUUAUUAGAAGUGGGAGUAUUCAAUAGUCUUGAUGAUAUUCUUUACUCUGAUGAUAGUUUUGAGACAUUUUUAGGAAUUGCUGAUUUAAACGGUGAUGUUCCUCGUGGUUUGCAAAAAAGUGAGAUUAAUAGACUUCCUACUCGCCAAUAUAUUGCUGCCAAUAACAAUGCAGGCUCAUCAAAUGAGUUACCUCACAAAAGAGCUGGUUUAAAUAAAGAAUGCCAAGUUUGCCUUAGCGAUUAUGAAAAUGGGGACACUCUUCGAAUUCUUCCAUGUUUCCACGAAUUUCAUACUCCGUGCAUUGAUCCAUGGCUAAAGAUCAAUCAUACAUGUCCUGUGUGUAGAGUUGUUGUGGAUUUAGAAGGUUGAAUUCCCUUUUUAUUUUUUGAAAGAUUCCAUAUUAUUAAGCAUUCCCCUAAUAUUGCUGUGUGUCAUGGAAUAAUUUCAAUUUUAUUUUAAAAUAGGGAAUUUAAAUUUACUGAAAUUCAAAUUAUUAUUUUUUACAGUAAUAUAAAUUUUCAUAAUACAAUAUAAAAGUUAUGAAAAUUUAGUGUAUUUAAUUUCAUUGAAGUGAAAUGUUUUGUUCAUAUCAAGUAUGUACAAAUUGUUUGCUUGAUGUAACUUUAAGGUUGCUUUGUUUAUAGAAAUAUUUAAUAAAAUUAAAGUAUUAUAAAUUUAUUAUUUUUAGUCCUUGUAAUUUUAUCAAUUCUUUAGUGUAAAUAAAUCAUUGCUUGUACAUAUUUAUUAAAAUAUUCAAGAAGGAACGAUCUGACAUAAAAUUAGUGAUGACUUACUCAUAAACAGUGAUGAUUCUUCAUGGUGCAUUUUAGCAUGGCUAUUAAGUCAGUUUUUUUGCAAAAAUGUGAAAUUGGUAGUUUUAGUAAACUUGUGUAACUGAUAAAAUUGACAUUGCUUCAGUUAUUUAUGCAGCAUUAAAAAGAAAUUCUAUUUCUCAUGAUUUUUUGUGAAAUGAUUUUUCUAAUAAACUAUUCUAUACAAAAUUUAAAAAAAAAAUCAUCUAAAUUAUUGCAAAAAUAACCUGUCAUUGUGGGAUUUUUCAGCUUUUCUAAAUUCUAAUUGUUGUUUUGAAAUACUGUCAAAAUGGUAACUCUGGUAUUUAAUAUGUAUGCACAUAAGUAAAAUUUUAUAUCUAUCUAGGGAGCCACUGUUUUUUUUUGACAGAAAUUUGCUUCUAAACCUAUUUAUUUUUUAAAGUUCACAAGUAUUAGGAAGUUGGGAUGACCUUUUUUCCCCCAAAAUCCAAAUUCAACUUUUUAUUUUUUUGCAUCAUAGUGUCAUUAUGUAGUUAAAUUUUUUAAUAGUUCUUGAAUUAAAAAAAAAAAUAUUCCAUCAAAUACCUUAAGAAAUAGGACAUUCAGAGAAAUCAAUUCAAAACUAUGCUGUUUUUGAAGACCAAUUGAGUUGAAGAAGAAAAAAAAUAAUAAUUAGGAAUGGUUAUUUUACUACAAAAAUAGAAAACAUAAAAACUUUUAUAAUUAAGCUUUGUAUUUAUAUAAAAAUAAGUUUGGGAUUAUACUAUAGUAUUCAUCAAUAUCAUAAAAAAUAGAAUAGUACUUUCAAUAAUGUCGGAUAGGAAAAAUAACUGCAUUUCAGAAAAAUAUUAUUUAAUUUAAUUCACAUGCUAUUCUAUUAUAUUUUGAAAGUAAGAAAAAAAUGCUUCUGUUGAACUUUAAUGCUCAAAAAGGGAACAUCAAUUAAAACUAAUUAAAAACAUUUUAGUAUGUUUCAAAAUCUUUUAAUAACAACUCUUAUUGAAUUUCAAGUUAUUUAAAUAAUCCUUUCUUUAUUUGUCCUUUAAACGUUUAAGCAGAAUUCAUUAGCUGUUCUUAUGGCAGUUUAUAAAAACGAUUAAAAAAUAUUAUUUCCCAUUUACACUAGUAGCCAUUAAGAAUAACUGCACUUUAUUUUUCAAGUUAAAAAUAAUAAGAUUGAAAUGUUUGAAAUUGUCAAUUUGAAAUGUGACAACAUUUGUGUGCAAAGAAUAAAUAUCAAUACAAGCAUCAUUUUGAUUUUUUGCAAUUUUGUCUGUUUGUAAAUCAAGGCAAAUGAUUUUCACAAUCUAGAUCAUUCAGUAUAUAAAAUGUGCUACAGGGUUUCCGCUACGGUAGCUUUUUUUGCAAAAUGCGAAAAGACCCCUCAAAAAUGCUAAAAUUCAACAAAGCAUUUUCGCAUUUUUGCUAAAGGAUUUUACUAAAUUCCAUUUAAAAAAAAGCUUCCGCGAAAAACCAUGACGCUAACAUCCAUGAAAAAAACUUUAUCAAACAAGGAGAAAAAAUCUAAAUAUCUUUCGCAAGAAGAACCAUGACGCUAGCGUUCACGAAAAAAACGCGAUCAAACGAGAUGAAGCAUAGCGAUCAACAAAAAUGGCCGUUGCAUUUUCAAUUUGUUUUCGGAAUCUCCCAGAAAAGAUUUUCAGUUUACAGAAACUGAAUUACUUUGUGAAUGGGGAUUAUUUAAACACAUCUUAAUGCAACGAUGUAAAAACAUGUCAUUUAAUGAAUUACUUUUAUUUUUAUAUACCAAUGAUGUGUCUGAACAGUACCCAUUAAUAACUUCUGUUAUAGAGUAUUGUGCAACAAUACCAAUGCACACUGUUGACUGUGAAAGGGGCUUUAGCUGCCUUAAUUUGAUUAAAACUAAUAUUCGAAACAGGUUGUUAAUCAACCAUGUAAACAAUUUGUUAAUGAUUAAUAUUGAGGGCCCUGAAAGUGCAUUUAACUUUCAAGAAGCAUUUGUAAAAUG